Messenger RNA from Coccidioides immitis RS, 1319 nucleotides. RefSeq lists its product as uncharacterized. NCBI's taxonomy places the organism in Eukaryota, Fungi, Ascomycota, Eurotiomycetes, Onygenales, Onygenaceae. The transcript has a single exon. Bases 579 to 1193 code for a protein of 204 amino acids. The record is from RefSeq and is a predicted model, not a curated record.
GAUGAUAUGUGCUUGGGCCGGAGCAUGCACACAUUUUUUUAACAUUUGGCACCUUGCAAACGCGACUGCCGAACGAUGCUCUUCUACGUACGUUGUCGAUUAUAGGGCUUUUAAGGCUGUCUCUCCCCACGGCUCGGCAGGCUAUCCACCAUCCUUGCCCUCCACAGACGAAAGAAAGAAAAAAAAAAGAGGUGAGGGUUACAUAUGCAAUGCCUAACAUCCUCCGGAGUAUACACUUUCCCCAAAGGCCAGGGGCAUGAUUAUUCCGUGUUGAAAAUGGUUGCCGCUUGAUGACAAGGCAAAAGUACUCCGUACGGAGUACGGAGUAUGGGAGAGUUUAAAAAGAAAAUUUUCCAAUCAGAAGACGGCCCCGGGGGCUGAGUUUCAACGGGCCUGAGAGCCAGAUACGAUCACACAGCCAAGACGAGCAUCUCCACCAAGCUGGCCCCUGGACGCGCAAUGUUUCCAGCGGGUGCUCAGUGUUCAUCGGUGAACCAGCUUUUUGGUUGGUGAUUUUUUUUUUUUUUUUUUUUUUUUUCUUUUUUUUUGUUUCCCUUUCCCGGGGGCAACAAAAGAGGAUGGGGAGAGAGAGACCUUGUGUUGUCCCUUUGCCCAAAGACCAGCCACCGAUAGUGUGUCGACGUAUUUUCCUCCUACACUCUGAGACCGGUGGCAAAAGUGCGGUACGGGGGGGGAGAGGGGGCGGGCGCAAAGUGCUUGGGUCCCUAGAGAGGGCGACUCCCAUGACAUCCAACCCCUUGAGCUUGGACUUGGGGGGUGGGUUGUGUUUGCACGACCCUGAUGGCGGCGGCGGCUGUCGAGUGGGUGCGUGCGAGGGAGUUGAGUUGAGCGUGAGCGUGAGUGUGAGUGUGUGUGUGGGAGUGUUGUGGGUUUGUGGGUUUGUGGGUGUGGAGACCGCCCCCCUUGCCGGCGCCCAGGGAACCUCAAACGGGGCCAACCCUCAAGCUGAAACACGCCGUCGUCGUCUCAAGCGCGGCCCACAUGCCGCCUGCUGGCCAGUGACGUCAAGCACUCCCUCUCUCCUUCCCUCCUUUUCUCCAUACUUGCUCCUUGUUUCCUUCCCAACCGCGCUUUCUCCCCCAAUCCAUAUCCGUCGCAACUACUCCGUACUCCGUACUAAAAAAAAAAAAAAAACAUCCACUAGAAACAAGAACUGUUCUGGAAGCGAAUGAAGAAGCUUCGAGAGAAAAAGAAAUGAGCUGCAUCAGCGGGUUAUAUUUAGAAGCGCGGGGCGGGGGCUUUUGUUUGUAUGGGAAUCUGGAAAGGAGAGGGGAAGGGGCAUUUUUUCUCAAGAUUCG